UGGCUGUGACCUGGCUCAAGGAGGCUUCUUCAUAAAGAACGGAGAAUACCUCUGCACCCUGGAUUACCAGCGGAUGUAUGGAACGCGUUGUAAUGGCUGUGGGGAAUUCGUGGAGGGAGAGGUGGUGACCGCUCUCGGGAAGACCUACCACCCUAACUGCUUUGCUUGUACGGUCUGCAAACGCCCAUUUCCACCUGGAGACCGAGUUACCUUCAAUGGAAGGGACUGUCUUUGUCAACUCUGUGCUCAGCCAAUGUCUUCCAGCCAUAAGGAGGUCUCAAGCUCCAGCAAUUGUGCUGGCUGUGGCAGAGACAUAAAGAAUGGGCAGGCACUGCUGGCUCUGGAUAAGCAAUGGCACCUGGGGUGCUUUAAGUGCAAAUCCUGCGGAAAAGUCCUCACCGGGGAAUACAUCAGCAAGGAUGGAGCUCCUUACUGUGAAAAGGACUAUCAAGGGCUCUUUGGUGUCAAAUGUGAAGCUUGUCACCAGUUCAUCACGGGGAAAGUUUUAGAGGCUGGUGAUAAACACUACCAUCCAAGCUGUGCGCGAUGCAGCAGGUGCAACCAAAUGUUCACAGAAGGAGAGGAAAUGUAUCUUCAAGGUUCUACCGUUUGGCAUCCCGACUGUAAGCAGUCUACUAAGACUGAGGAGAAACUCCGGCCAACCAGGACAUCCUCUGAAAGUAUUUAUUCCAGACCAGGGUCAAGCAUCCCUGGAUCUCCAGGUCAUACUAUCUAUGCAAAAGUUGACAAUGAGAUCCUAGAUUACAAGGAUUUAGCAGCCAUUCCCAAGGUGAAGGCAAUUUAUGACAUUGAACGUCCAGACCUUAUUACCUAUGAGCCAUUCUACUCUUCAGGCUAUGAGGACAAACAGGAGAGACAGAGCCUUGGAGAGUCUCCAAGGACUCUGUCUCCCACGCCAUCUGCAGAAGGAUACCAGGAUGUUCGGGAUCGAAUGAUCCAUCGAUCAACUAGUCAGGGCUCCAUUAACUCUCCUGUGUACAGCCGUCAUAGUUACACCCCAACAAUGUCACGUUCUCCACAGCAUUUCCACAGACCUGAGCUGCUGUCUCCUGGUGUGCAAAGGUUGUCAUACUUGCGCACUAGCAGUCUCAGCUCCACCCACAAUGACUCCCGCCCCAACUCCCCAUUCCGACACCACUUCAUUCCCCAUAUCAAAGGCAAUGAGCCAUCCAGCGGCCGGAACUCCCCUCUCCCUUAUCGGCCAGACAGCCGCCCUCUAACUCCAACUUACGCUCAGGCCCCUAAACAUUUCCAUGUUCCAGAUCAAGGGAUCAACAUAUACCGAAAACCACCCAUCUACAAACAACAUGAUCCAGCUGCCUUGGCAGCACAGAGCAAGUCUUCAGAGGAUAUCAUCAAGUCCUCCAAGUUCCCAGCAGCCCAUGCUCCAGACCCCAACGAGAUACCAAAGAUUGAGACGGACCACUGGCCAGGUCCUCCCUCACUUGCUGCCGUAGGAACGGAUAUGAGGCGCAGAUCCAGUGGCCGAGAAGAAGAUGAGGAGGAGCUUCAGAGACGUCGGCAACUUCAAGAAGAGCAGCUGCUGAAGCUUAACUCAGGUCUGGGGCAAUUGAUACUGAAGGAAGAAAUGGAAAAGGAGACCCGGGAAAGGACUUCCCUUUCAGCCAGUCGCUAUGAUUCACCACUUAAUUCAUCUCCACAUGCUUCAUCUAAAACCUCCUCCCUCCCUGGUUAUGGAAGAAAUGGUCUUCAUCGGCCGGUUUCUACAGAUUUUGCCCAAUACAAUAGCUAUGGUGAUGUGAGUGGUGGGAUUCGAGAUUUCCAGACCCUCCCUGAUGGCCAUGUACCUGGAAUGCGAAUGGACAGGGGAGUGUCCAUGCCUAACAUGUUGGAGCCAAAGAUUUUCCCAUAUGAAAUGCUCAUGGUGACCAACAGAGGGCGGAAUAAAAUACUAAGAGAUGUAGACCGAACCAGACUUGAGCGCCACUUGGCACCUGAAGUGUUUCGAGAAAUAUUUGGAAUGUCAAUACAGGAAUUUGACAAGUUACCUCUUUGGAGACGCAACGACAUGAAGAAAAAAGCAAAACUCUUCUAAAUCACAUCUGCCCACCAAUUUGAAAAGUUAAUGAGGAUGCUGCAUAGGAUGUAGUAUUAUACAAUGGCUAUGUUUGAUUGGAGAACUUAACAAACUACUUCUCCACAGCAACAACAAAAAGGGAAAAAUCUGAUUGAGGCACCCGUGAUCUAAGCAUUGGCCCACCAACAGCAACACUUGCCAAGAAGCAAUGGGGUGGAACUUUAUAGGUUCCAAAACUUGACAGUAGUUUUCAUGUAUGACCUUUUUACAUUAUCUUCUGUACAUGAUUUGAGCCACUUUCUUAUUUUAUUUCCCUUUAACUGUUGUCCAAAAAUACAACAGACUGUAUUGGUCAAGCCAGGAAGUGCCCUUAAGAUGCUGAAUGGGGAAAAAAAGUAGUUAUAAUAACUCCAAAAAAUGACUAUCUAUAUUAAGUACUGUGGUGAAGAAGAAGAAAAACCUGUGUAACAUAUCCAUAUGGUAACAUUAGUCACAUUGCACAAAUGUUUCAUAAUUGGCCUCAUUUAAAACUGCCCAUGUAGCUGUAGUAGAAAUCAAAGAGGCAAGCACCUCAGUAAACUACUCCAUUGGGCUGCUUACCAGUGGAAUGAUCUUAAAUGUGUUCCUCACUCUCUGCUGCACACAUUUGCUAGGAUGUGGUUGGUGAAUUUCUGUGCUUUUGUAAACAGUAUUUCCCUCUCCUCUUUUUUUUUUUUUUUUUUUUUUUUGCUUCUGAUAACUUGGCUUAAGCUUAACCUACCCAGCAAAGGCAAGUAGCAAACCUGAACCUAGCUUACAAAAAGGGAGGAGGGAAAGCUCUCCUUAAGAUUAACCUGGGUUAUAUGCUCUUUGGGGAGCCAUGCCACCAUUUCCCCAGAAAGCACACCAUGUUAUGGAAAAUAACAUUUUAUGUUCCUCUGCCAGUGCAAAUGUGCUAGUCUGGCAUCUUCCAUAUAGUAUGUGACACAUUACGCAUCACAUCAAGCUGAAGGUCAUUUCAACCAUAGGCUAGGAAGGAUAUAGUUUCUCUCUUUCAUCCUUGUAGUUGCAAAGCAGAGAGUUUUGAAUUAUUCAAGUUGAAGGUGAGAAAGAAGAAGUUGGCUUUCCUUUGUGCCUCACACUGUCGACCUCAUGGCUUGAGGACAGAAAUUACUGAACAGAAUUUUUCAAUCAUGUGCUUCAAAAAUCUCAUUACUGCAUGAACGUUCUAGUUUUUGAAGGAUAUCUCAGUGAAAUAUACAGGGGGUGAGUCAUUUCUGAGGAAGGAUGAGUUUAUUAUACUCCACUCUUCUGUCCCCUGGUGAAAAGCAAGAUGGGAUAUGGAGCCUUUUUAACCUAAUCUUGGCACAUGGAAGCCACUGUAUAAUGAUGCACUGAUAUAAUUACCUAUCUCUUGCUUUGAGUGACACCUGAAUUCUGGCUACAGAGCAAAGAAUUUAGAUAACUUUAUAACUUGACAGAUCAAACCAUUCUCCCUUGAUGUUCAAAGUCUUGUAACAGGAGAUUAUCUAUAUAUAAUAUGUAUAUUUCCUAAAAUGGGAAUCCAGGGAUCCCUUUGAAACUGAAAUGGAGCCCAGUCAGACUACCUGAUCACCUUAGAUCACCUCACACUGAACAAGAGCCAUUCAGAUUUGGCUCAUUGCCACUGGGCUUCACUGAAACCACUGGUGCAGGAAUCAAAACAUAAUUUUGAAGAUCCCUAUAGAAGCCAAAGGAGAAAGCUUUUGAAUUGAUCUGCAAGAGUACCAUUUUUGGCAAGAGAUUGGAGAUUCUACUCUUGACACCAUUGUUGGAAAUAAUAUUGGUUGUCUGUCAAGCAGCCUAUGGUGGAAACAAAUAGAUUUGUUUUCCAAAUGGGCACUGUUUGUAAGGAUACAAUGGGAAAUGCUAUGUGGGUACAACACACUUAUAUGUACUAGGUGCUACACUAGGAAGUAGAAUCCAUGUAUAGUGGUCUUUUUUAUUUACUAAUCUAGUUGAAGCCAUCUAAUUUUAUUGUACCUUCAGAACCAUGGAGUGAAUGUUCAAGGACUGUACUUGCAUAUGUGUGUCUAUAUAUGUAUCUAUGUAUAUCUUAGAUCUACUAAAUCACUUAAACUGCUCUUGUGCUAGUCAUACUGUAUUGUUUUGUGUUUUGUUUUGUUUUGUUUUGUUUUUUUAAAUGAAAACUGCUGCCUUCAUUUUUGUCCUGUGAGGCAUUCAAUGCUUCAUUACCUACUGUGGUGAGAGCAUUUAUUGCUGUUCUAUAAUCUCUCUGAACUCUCCUAUGGCUGCAAUCCUUGCCAAAAUCCUUUUUCCUAUUUUUCUGUCUUGUGAUCUUCUCUGGCAAAGCAAGCCAUCCAGUGUUUUGUGCCCUUUCAUAGUUCUACAAGGCUUGUUUUAAUAGGAGGGAUGUAUUCCCAGAGUUUAGCCACCAAAUAAAUGAGAAAACCUACUUGAGUAAAAUUCCAAUCCUUUGGCUCUCAAAUUGUUUUUCAUCUAAUGGAAAAAAAUAGUUACUUUCAAUAACUUUAUAGUCUUAUCAAUUAUAACAUAAAAAUGUACUUGCAAACCAGUUAAUUGUACAUUUUUAAAAAAAGAAAAAUUAAGGUGCUUGGAAACUGUGCAAGCACAGUUAAGUAAUUUGACCCCAAACCUCAUUCUUUAGGCCAUGUAGGUGAGAUGGUAUAGAAUCACAAAAUGUGAAAGUUAGAAUGGACCUUAAAUAACAUCUAACCCAGGUUUUUCAUUGUAUAGAUUAGAAACUGAGACCCCUGAAAGGUUACAAGGCUCAUCCAGUAUCACACAACUUUUGGUGAAAGAACUAAUACAAAAACACAAGUCAUCUCAGACCUCCUGAACUUUCUUCUGAAUGAUACUGCCAUUAUAUGGUGUUUUAUUUUAGGUAGACCCUACAUGCAGACCUACAAAAAUCAUUUUUUCAUCUCAUUCAUUUGCUAUUUAUAAUGUUGACUAGAGCAAAAGACACCUUCCUCCAUCACAUACAUAUGCACAUGUGCACAUGCAUGCGCGUGCAUUCCCCCCUCCCCCCCAAAAUUAUCUGCCAAAGAACUCAAUAGCCUCCUAUCUAUAGGCAAGGCUGCCCUUUGACUUAGAGAGUGAAAGACUUAGAAACCCUCAUGAUAAUAAAAUGCAUAUUAGGCUAGGGAUAUAGUAAAAUUACUAUAGAAUGGGGAAUGGAGCCAGUCUAGUUUAUGCAACUGCCAAAUCAUACAUGUGGACUUGUCAGUUUCAUUAAAAAUCAGUCUAGCAUGCACACCUUCAAGACACCCAGGCCACAAUACAGAAUGCAGCUGGGCCCUGUUAAAAGCAAACCCUGGAUUGUCUAUGACACUAUAUAAUAUUUUAAAUUAGAGGUAAAUAUCCACUUUACAAAAAAAAAAAGUUUGACAUUAGUUGCAUUUAAUUGUCAACUUUUCUUGAUUCAUUUUCAAAAUAUUCUUAGAUUUAUGAUCAUCUGAUCAACAUAUGCCUUUUCAGGACUGCAUCUAUUAUGCAAAGUGAGGUGUGCUUUAGAAGUAAAUCAGUAACUAAAUUAAUUGUAUGGUUCCUUUAAAUGUACUUAACAAGGUUCAAAAUAAGACUUAGUCUUCCUUACCAAUUGUGUCCUUUCAAACAGAUUACAGUGAUUUGAAGAGUAUUGGAAGACUGCAGCAAUAUAUCUGUUUGGGUUUUUUUAGCUUGGGACUAGUUAUGAAGUGCUCUUAAUAUUUUCUUCUGCAAUGAGCUCUGUUGAAUCACCUCUUCCUCCAAGAAUCAAAGAAACAGUGCUGAAAUUAGCAAGUUAAUAAGGUGUAAGAAGUAAUUCUGUGUCCUUAAUGUUCCCUGGUCACCUUCACUCAGAAGACUGUACACUUCCAAUUGAUAUUUUUCUGAUAUAGAAGCUGUGGCCAUUCUCUUGUGACUGCUCUCACCCCUUAGGCUGGUGAGGUCAGUUAUCUUGACCAGCAAUUUAUGGUAGGUUGGCUGGUAAUGUUUAAAAAAUCUUAAUCCUAUUUCAUGACACUUUGAAGCAAAUACUUUUUCUAAAGAAUUGCUUCUCUUGGAUACAGUUAAGCUUUUGCAAGUUUGAAAAAUUCAAGUCACUUUUGAUUAGAUAAUCUUUCUAAAACCUGUUUGAGACAACACCUUAGUACCAUUUAAAACAGGAGAAUGGCAGGCAACUCUUCCAGGCUGUAUGCUUUUGUACACAUUUUUCUUAUCAGCAAGAAGGAUGCUGAAAGGAAAAUGAGUCUCAUGUCACCAACUUAUCUGUGCCCUUUGUGGGAAAUAUGUCUGGAGCAAAUCCAGUUUUUACAAAUCACCUACUUUCUCCCAUCACUACCUGUUUGCUCUGUACUCAAUUGCUUUUGCUGUGUAUUUGAUGCCUGGAUAUUGCCUUUGCUCUCUGUUUCUUCCCAUACGUUAAGAGAAAAACCCACAAUGUAGUUCUUUCUGUGGAAAUGGACAUUUUAUUUUUAAGAACCAGAUGCUUCUUACUGCUGUGAAACUAUCAGUGUUCCCUUACAAAAACAUUUCUAAUAUAGUAAUAAAAUAGUUUUUAUUAUUUCUAAUACAGAAAAAAAAAUAUUUUGGUCACAGUAAUUCUGCCCACAAUAAAAGCUACUGAAUAUCUUAUAAUGAAAGAAAGAUCAUUUGAGGAGGAGAUGAGACAAAAGCAAUCAUUACCUUUUCUGAUGUUAUCAAGGAGGCAAUGGGUAGAACCAAGAAUCAUUCUUUGCUGUAGUUUGAUUUUUAACUUGUCCCAGUUUGAUUUAUGAUUAAACUCAGCAAACAGAUUUAGAUAGAAACAGUCUCUGAAAUAACUGAUAUAUGUGCAGUUCUAAAUUGAACUCAAAUGCUUAUUUUAAGACACUUCGGGUCUUUGGGUGAUGAUGGUUAUCCCUAACAUAUGUCUUCCCAAACUAUUAAUGAGCUGUGCUUAUUUGUUUUAAAAGCCAACAUCAAAAAUGACUGCAAUCCCUCUAAUCAUUUACAAUUAUUAUUUAGCUCCAGGAAAUAAGACAAAACGAUAUACUUAAACAUUGUUCUAUCCAUAGAAAUGAAUUUGUUAUUCUUAACCUAAUUGUCCAGUAACAUGUGUGAUUUCUGUGAGUUGCUGACAAAUCUGUGCAUGAGAGCCCUUAAAGUCACUUCUACUUUGGUUUUCUUUAAAAAAAAAAAAAAAAGAUUAAAGGAAUUUUUCUUCCCAUUCCCCCUUCUUACUUCCAAAAAUAUCCAAACAAGUAUUUGGAAGGUUUCCUUUUGGAAAAGAAAAAAGAAAGAAAGAAAUGUGUAUUGUGUCUCCUGUGAAAGUGAAUUGUCUGUCUGCCCCCUGAGUACUCAAUGCUAGUAUGCAGAGUGAAGAGUCGGCCUGCCAUUCUCUGGGUUGCUGUUCUGUACAAUUUACGGAUCUCCACUUUUCCUAUUGCAAGCAACACAUAUUGCACUCCUAUGCCACUGUAAUCUGCAUCACUGUUGUACUCAGAACAAGUCAAUGAAUAAAGGUUUGUGCUUUAUUCUUAAA
Messenger RNA from Dromiciops gliroides (monito del monte), 7565 nucleotides. Its product is annotated as actin-binding LIM protein 1. Gene Ontology annotation, molecular function: actin filament binding. Gene Ontology annotation, biological process: cytoskeleton organization; lamellipodium assembly; cilium assembly. Bases 74 to 2077 code for a protein of 667 amino acids. The record is from RefSeq and is a predicted model, not a curated record. The transcript is spliced from 22 exons. NCBI's taxonomy places the organism in Eukaryota, Metazoa, Chordata, Mammalia, Microbiotheria, Microbiotheriidae. Gene Ontology annotation, cellular component: actin cytoskeleton; stress fiber.